AGGCAGAUGACGUGUAUGAAUCAAUCUGUUUUUCGUCCGGAGAGCAGAUCUCAAAGAGUCUGUCCUUUCCGAAGAGAAAACAGGAAGCAUCCUCAGGAAGCGCCUACUUCUCUUGUUUUCCAUCGAGAAAGAGAAAUGGCUCAAAUAUUUAUCAAGGAUUUCACAGGAUUAAGGGGUGUAGAGUCCAGGCCCGGGGAAGACAGGCAGUCAACAGAGGCCGGAAAGGACGUUGCUAUGGUUUCCACGCACUUGUCUCCCUCAGCCUGUUUCUUUGCGCGGCGCUGGCGAUUCCGUAAUUUCCGCUUCCGGUAGUGAGAACCCUUCCGGUCGGCUAGGUACUGAGCGCGCCAGGCUCUACAGAGUGCAGGUUUAAAUCCAAGGUCAUGGCAAAACAUCUGAAGUUCAUCGCCAGGACUGUGAUGGUACAGGAAGGGAACGUGGAAAGCGCAUACAGGACCCUAAACAGAAUCCUCACCAUGGAUGGGCUCAUUGAGGACAUUAAGCAUCGGCGGUAUUAUGAGAAGCCAUGCCGCCGGCGACAGAGGGAAAGCUAUGAAAGGUGCCGGCGGAUCUACAACAUGGAAAUGGCUCGCAAGAUCAACUUCUUGAUGCGAAAGAAUCGGGCAGAUCCAUGGCAGGGCUGCUGAGGCCUGUGGGUGGGACACCCAGUGCGAAACCCUCAUCCAGUUUUCUCUCCAUCUCUUUUCUUUGUACAAUCCCAUUUCCUAUUACCAUUCUCUGCAAUAAACUCAAAUCACAUGUCUGCAAGAAGGCCUCCAAAUAUAGAAACAAUCCCAUUA
Messenger RNA from Gorilla gorilla gorilla (western lowland gorilla), 800 nucleotides. It is a transcript of the gene MRPS21, whose product is annotated as mitochondrial ribosomal protein S21. Gene Ontology annotation, biological process: translation. Lineage: Eukaryota; Metazoa; Chordata; Mammalia; Primates; Hominidae. Gene Ontology annotation, molecular function: structural constituent of ribosome. The record is from RefSeq and is a predicted model, not a curated record. The coding region runs from base 384 to 647 and encodes 87 amino acids. Gene Ontology annotation, cellular component: ribosome. The transcript is spliced from 4 exons.